AAUUCAAAAGAGUAACCCUUUAUAUUUCUCAACAACCACUCAAGUACAUAAACCUUAAUACUCAAAUAACAAGUGUUACCUUAAAAUAAACAUUUAAAAACAUAACCUCAAAAAUAAUUCUACAUAACCUCAAAAAAAAAUACAAAAAUGGCAACAUUCUCACCAUCAAAACUCUACGAAAACCACCAACUGAUCCUCGACCACAUCGACAGCCACAUGUCACAAGACAUCGAGGAUCACAUACCACAAUUCUACAAAAAAUCAUCAAUUUCGUCCACUUCAUCGCCAGAGCCACCGUCAUCACAUUACCAUCAUCAGCAUCAUAUCUACAGACCAGCAAUUCCACAACAACAUCAGCAAUUUCGUGUUAUUAAAGAUGGACGACAAAUGUAUGAAGACAGUGGAUAUCAAGUGUCGAGCAGUGAGAAUUUUAAGACAGAACAUCAACAUCAAAUGGCACCGCCAACAUCAACUGUUGUUGCUGUCAGUAAUGCGCAUAGUAGUGGAUCUGUUGGAUCUAGUGGUGGACAUAAGAUGAAAAUUAUUAGCAAUGAGGAGCCGUCAAGUUCGAUGCCUGAUUUGGCUGAGGUCGAUUCACGUCCUCAACCACAAAUGCAAUGUGGACCAAUCCAAAUGAUUCAAGUGCCCGAAUGUACACAAUCGCACGGUGGUCCACAAAAGAUACAAUCAGUUGCACAACUCCAGCAACAGCAACAACAACAACAGCAACAACAUCAUAUUAUUCAUGUGGAUUAUAAUAAAAAAUUGGGAAUUAAUGAAAAUGGAUUUAAAAUUUCCCAUCAACAGCCGACGACCGUCUUCCAUCAGAAACCGUCAGUCAUUCAACAAAAGUCUGACGAGGACUUAAAUUUAGAAUUCGACGGUACAAAUGUCUUAUGUCGUGUAUGCGGCGAUAAAGCUUCCGGCUUUCAUUACGGCGUGCAUUCGUGCGAGGGCUGCAAGGUGAGUGAACUUUGA
Messenger RNA from Chironomus riparius, 978 nucleotides. The record is from the annotation of a GenBank genome assembly. Lineage: Eukaryota; Metazoa; Arthropoda; Insecta; Diptera; Chironomidae.